UACUCCCUCAAGACACGAGGAUCAGCAAUAUUAUUUGUAUAUGCAUCUGUAGAAAAACGAAUGAAUACGGUGUUAGUUGAGGAGUUAAGUUUUAAUAAAGUUCGAAAUGCAGCGAGAGGAGAAGCAGCUGGAUUCAGCUUUGGAAGCUAUUAUAAUGAGGGUAAACGACUUGAAAACUGCGAUUGCUUCAAUGAUAUCCAAGUUGGAACACGAAUAUGACAUGUUAAAUUGGCCAAAUUUCCUUGACAAUUUCGCACUUAUCUCAGGACACCUGACUAGUCUUUCGAAGAUCCUUGGACAUGACAAGGCACCAAAUUUAAGGAAUCUAACUGUUCUGCCGUUACGAUUAAGCCCAGAGAAGGAUGAAGAUCUGCUUCGGUUAACCGAGAAUAGAAUACCUACGUUUGCACAUGAUUUGGUACCGGACUAUCUGCGAACCAAGGUGGAACCACAGGCCGAGCAAAAAAUGAUGCAGCUCGAGGCAAAAGCUGCUAAUUUAAAUUAUGAAACGUCGCAUGACUGCAAUAAACAAGUGGCUCAAUACACGAAAGUUAUUAAUCACGUAUGGGAUAUAGCGAACAAGGCGCGCGAGGAAUGGGAAAGUGAAGCUGGUUCCAGGGCAACUCAGGCCCAGACCAGCAGUACAGCUGACACUCAUGCUCUCGUCGCAGCUGUUGGCAUGGGCAAAGGUCUAAAGACCGAUUCCGUUCAGAUGGUACAGUCUGGUGUGAACUCCGUGCCCAGCGGAAUGAUGGUAGGCAGGCCCGGAAGCCAGCAGCAAACUCCUGGACAAGGAUCUAUAGUGGGACAAAUGAGUAAAGCUCCGAGCGCUAUCAAGACUAACAUUAAAGCAGCAUCACAGAUUCAUCCGUAUAGAUAAAAAUUCAUCUUUUACAACUCGAUGCUAAUUCAGCUGGAAUACCACCGACCACUUUCGCUUCGAUUUAUACUUCCGACAUUUGUACAUAAUCAUUCUUGUUAAAGAAAUCUGUACAUACCGUGAAAAUAGAAAUAUAAUUUAUAGUAUUUAUUA
Messenger RNA from Ceratina calcarata, 1033 nucleotides. RefSeq names its product mediator complex subunit 8 (gene MED8). Bases 107 to 880 code for a protein of 257 amino acids. Lineage: Eukaryota; Metazoa; Arthropoda; Insecta; Hymenoptera; Apidae. Gene Ontology annotation, cellular component: core mediator complex; mediator complex. The transcript is spliced from 6 exons. Gene Ontology annotation, molecular function: transcription coregulator activity; RNA polymerase II cis-regulatory region sequence-specific DNA binding. The record is from RefSeq and is a predicted model, not a curated record. Gene Ontology annotation, biological process: regulation of transcription by RNA polymerase II.